Molecule: messenger RNA, 1239 nt
Organism: Phyllotreta striolata
Lineage: Eukaryota; Metazoa; Arthropoda; Insecta; Coleoptera; Chrysomelidae
Source: the annotation of a GenBank genome assembly
UGUCACAUUUUGUAUUUUGUUUUGAUUUGAUGUUCAAUUUGAUUUAAUGGCAACCGUAAAAAUUAUAGAAUUAGACGAAACAAAUACAUGUAAAAUAUGCGACAACGCCUUAGCUAAAUACUCGUGCCCCAAAUGCAAUAUAUUGUAUUGUUCCUUAGAGUGUUACCAGUCGAGCGCUCACCUCGAAUGCAGCGAAAGCUUUUACAAAGACAAUAUCAUAGAAGAGCUCAACAUCGACAAAGACAACAAUGAAUCCAAGCAGAAGAUGCUCGACAUCCUGCAGAGGGUGCACGCCGACAACCAGAUACUGUUCAGCGACAACGAGGACGAAUUCGGCGAGUGCUCGGGCUUCACUCUCGACGACGAUUUCCUGAACUUUUGCUCCGGGCAGGACGAUGAGCAGGAGAUCGAUUCCGAUGACGAUGCGGAUUUGCUGGACAUUGGCGACCGAUUGGCCGGGGUGAAUUUGGACGACGCGGAGCAAGUUUGGGGAAAACUCACGGAGGACGAAAAGCAAGAAUUUGUAGCCUUUCUAAAGUCGGAGGACGUAGCCAAUUUGAUACCUUCGUGGAAACCCUGGUGGCUGUAUUACAACAAAAUGGUCGAGGAAGUCGAAUCGGCCGACGAAUUUAAGAAAGAUUGUCCGGAAAUUUGUAAAAUUAAAGAAUUCUCAGAAUUGACUUCUAAAGUCCCAGACGAAUCUGUACAAUACAAUUUAAUAAACGUGUUAGCGGCUUACGCUUUUACCACUCGGUACUUCAACGGGGAGCACUACGACUUCGCGUACGAGGCCGUCAGUUGCUUGGGCACCAUAUCGUUAGCCUUGAAAGUAGGGCAAGUUUUUACGGACUUCGAAUCGGCUGUGAUGUCAGUAGAGCAAGAAUGCAUAAAUAGCGAUUGGAUAAUGAGCGACAACGAAAACAUACAAACGAUGAGAGAAGACAUCGAAAAAAUACUGAAAGGCCCCGGCAAAAGCGACCCAAAAUACUACGUUUUGUGCGCCUUAUCGGACGUGAAGAAUUUGCUGAAGACCUCCGCGGAGGCGCCACCGAAGAGCGGCGAGACCUCGGGCGCUUUCUCCAAGCAGUUCCCCAACGAGCACUUUCCUUCUGUUAAAUUCAUGGAGCCGCAGCAGAUUAAGAGUUGCGUGAAAAAAAUGGAUUUCUUCUUGUCCUACACCAAGGAGUAUUUUAAUUCUUGAAUUCACCCGCUUGUUCGAAUUGUAAUUUUUUAUCGGAA